Cervus elaphus (red deer) is the source of this 2724-nucleotide messenger RNA. RefSeq names its product flotillin 2 (gene FLOT2). The record is from RefSeq and is a predicted model, not a curated record. The coding region runs from base 181 to 1467 and encodes 428 amino acids. Lineage: Eukaryota; Metazoa; Chordata; Mammalia; Artiodactyla; Cervidae. Gene Ontology annotation, cellular component: plasma membrane. The transcript has 11 exons. Gene Ontology annotation, biological process: protein localization to plasma membrane; regulation of myoblast differentiation.
GCCACACUUCCGGCGGCGCUGCGGCCGCGGAGGGGUGCGGGCGGGCGGGCGGCCGCUGGGGGUGGCCCGACAGGCAGGGCGAGGCCGGCGGUGCGGGCGGGCGCGCGUGCGGGGUGCGGUCCGGAGGCUGCUGUCCAGGUCUCCGCGACCCCCGGGGGGCCCCUCCGUCCCGCCGGCGCCAUGGGCAAUUGUCACACGGUGGGGCCCAACGAGGCGCUGGUGGUUUCAGGGGGCUGUUGUGGUUCCGACUAUAAACAGUAUGUGUUUGGCGGCUGGGCCUGGGCUUGGUGGUGUAUCUCCGACACUAAGAGGAUUUCCCUAGAGAUUAUGACGUUGCAGCCCCGCUGUGAGGACGUAGAGACGGCCGAGGGGGUAGCUUUAACUGUGACGGGUGUCGCCCAGGUGAAGAUCAUGACCGAGAAGGAGCUCCUGGCCGUGGCCUGUGAGCAGUUCCUGGGCAAGAGCGUGCAAGACAUCAAGAACGUUGUCCUGCAGACGCUGGAGGGACACCUGCGCUCCAUCCUCGGGACCCUGACGGUGGAGCAGAUUUAUCAGGACCGGGACCAGUUUGCCAAGCUGGUGCGGGAGGUGGCGGCCCCUGACGUUGGCCGCAUGGGCAUCGAGAUCCUCAGCUUCACCAUCAAGGAUGUGUAUGACAAAGUGGACUAUCUGAGCUCCCUGGGCAAGACACAGACGGCUGUGGUCCAGAGAGAUGCCGACAUCGGGGUAGCUGAGGCCGAGCGGGACGCAGGCAUCCGGGAAGCCGAGUGCAAGAAGGAGAUGCUGGAUGUGAAGUUCAUGGCAGACACCAAGAUCGCCGACUCCAAGCGAGCCUUUGAGCUGCAGAAGUCGGCCUUCAGCGAGGAGGUCAACAUCAAGACGGCUGAGGCCCAGCUGGCUUACGAGCUGCAAGGGGCGCGCGAGCAGCAGAAGAUCCGGCAGGAAGAGAUUGAGAUCGAGGUCGUGCAGCGCAAGAAGCAGAUUGCUGUGGAGGCGCAGGAGAUCCUGCGCACGGACAAGGAGCUCAUUGCCACUGUGCGCUGCCCCGCCGAGGCCGAGGCCCACCGCAUACAGCAGAUCGCCGAGGGCGAGAAGGUGAAGCAGGUCCUCCUGGCUCAGGCAGAAGCAGAGAAGAUCCGCAAAAUCGGGGAGGCAGAGGCAGCAGUCAUUGAGGCGAGGGGCAAGGCAGAGGCUGAGCGGAUGAAACUUAAGGCUGAGGCCUACCAGAAAUACGGAGACGCAGCCAAGAUGGCCUUGGUGUUGGACGCCCUGCCCCGGAUUGCUGCCAAAAUUGCUGCCCCACUGACCAAAGUCGAUGAGAUUGUGGUCCUCAGUGGGGACAACAGCAAGGUGACGUCAGAAGUGAACCGCCUGCUGGCCGAGCUGCCCGCCUCUGUGCACGCCCUGACAGGCGUGGACCUGUCUAAGAUACCGCUGAUCAAGAAGGCCACCGGUGCACAAGUGUGAGGUCUCGUCGGCCCACACCCUUCAGCAGCCACCGCCCCCACCUUCAGCACCCGUUUUAAUACCACAGGGACAACGGGAACGUCACUGACUCUGGUGCCUUAUUCUGUAGGGACCAGAAGUGCUGCGUGUUCAGGCCUCUGGCUGUCUUCCCUUCUCCUCUGUCUCUGUCUGUCUCCUCCCUCUUCUCCUCCAUCCCACAGCCUCACUUUCACUGCCACGACGGUCUGGUUUGUCUCUUGCACCCUUAUCUCCUGUACGUCUCUUCCUUUGUCUGUCUUUUUCUCUCCUUGUCUCCUCGCACCCUCUACACACAUCAUGUCGUUUAAAUUGAAGAUGUUUAUUACAAUCACCGUCUUGUCUGUCUGUGGGGGUGGCCCUGCUGCUCCUGAGAAUCCUGGUGCCUUGAAGUUUUCUGUGCUUAUGUCCACCCCCCACCCCCCACCCCAUGGCCCCGGCCAGAGCUUCAGCAUGGGUGCAGGGAUUCUGGGGAUGACGGCCACCCUGCCCUCUCCUGGCCUGGUCUUCCCAGCCCAAAACCUGCCCCCAGGAAGUCCCCAGCCUCACCCACUCCAGCCCUUCUGGGCCUGGGUAGCUGUGGCUGCAGGCCCAGGGCCAUGGCCCUCCGCCAACCCCUGCCCAGCCCCAGGCCUGCUCUCGCACCUCACCUCUCUCCCGCGCCCACGGGCACAGAGGCGAGGCCUCCUGUGUAGAGCAGCUCCCUCGGUUUACUACGGCCUUAGGAGGCCCCUGCUCGUGCUCAGGGAAGCCCCUUCCCUGGAGUGGGGCUUGGUCCCAACUCUGCUAAGCCUUUCUGGGAUCAGGAUCCAGCCCUUCUAGGGACUAGAAAAUGUACAGACCCCCUUCCUACUAGGGCUGUGCUGCCCUGAGUAUCAGGCCAGGCCCUUCCAGUGGGCAGAGCUGUGCCAGCCCUGUACAGAAUCGAGUGCCGUAGGCUGGCUGGACUCCUUCCCCGCUUGUGCCGGCUUGCUUCCUGGCCAGAAAUGAUCAGGUUCCAGCCGUGGGGAAGCAGCCCGGUCCUCUGUCUCCUUGCCUCAGAGGAGGCAGAAGAGCCCAGGGCCCCAGCAUCCUGGCAGGGACGCUGCAGGCGUCCUGUGGUCCUGGUCCCCCCCCCCCCGCCCUGCCCCAGCCUGUGUAGCUAUUCCUGCAUGUGGGUGCUGCAUGUCCGGUCUGGGGCUUGGAUGCUGCACUGCCCCGCUGCCUGUCCCUUCUGGUAAAAUAAAGAUCUGGUCAUGCCCA